AUCGAUCACCAACGAGCAAAGCCCCUUUGAUCCCACAUUUCCCUAAAACUAUGGACCCUCGGCUUCACCAAGCAAUAGAAUAUGAUGAUGUUGAUGAGCUACAUAGGUUAAUUGUGGAGGACCGAAAACUCUUAGAUCGUGUAUCUGAGGAACCCUUCCCAAAUACUCCUCUCCACGUCGCUGCGGCUGCCGGGAAAAUCCAAGUGGCCAUGGAGGUGGCCAUCUUGAAGCCAUCAUUUUCUCGGAAGCUAGAUCCAGAGGGUUACAGCCCCAUGCACUUGGCUUUGCAACACAAGCAUUAUCACACCGUGAGGGCACUGAUGACCCUUGACCCCGAGUUGAUUCGAGUCCAAGGACGAUGCGGGAUCACCCCUUUGCAUUAUGUUGCAGGGAAAGAAGGAGAUGAUGAGCUAGAGCUCCUAGCCGAAUUCCUAUCUGCUUGCCGAUCGUCCAUUGAAGACUUGACGAGUCGAUGCGAGACCGCGGUUCACGUAGCCGUCAAGAAGCACAACCUCAAAGCAUUCAAGGUUUUGUUUGGAUGGCUUAAGCGAGUCCAUAUGACACGAAUCUUGAACUGGAAAGAUCAAGAUGGUAACACCGCCUUACAUAUUGCUGCAUCUGAAGGGCAGCCCAAGAUUAUCAAGCUAUUGAUUGGGUAUACGGAUGUAAAUGCGAAGAACUUCCAGAAUAGGACAGCUCUGGACAUCUUCCUAGUGAAUGUUCAUUUUGAUGAAGGUCUUGCGAAGAGGUUAUGCCUAAGAUCCACUUCUACCCUCUCUCUAUCACAGUUUUUAAGCAUGGAACUAACUCACUUUGAGAAGUACUUAUAUAUUUUCGGCAUCCAAAAUGAAGCCACUCUCAACAUAAUCCUUAUAGUGGCUACCUUAAUUGCGACUGCCACUUACCAAGCUGUUCUGAGUCCUCCGGGAGGAUACUGGCAGGAUUCCACUUCAAAUCCCCCGGCCAAUUCCACUGUCGUUACCCCCAAUUCCAGCAGCAUUGCUGUUGAAAAGCCACAUCAAGCCGGGAACAUUAUAAUGAGUGGCUCAAAUCUAUAUUUCUUCGCAUAUCUCAACAGCACGGCUUUUUACGUCUCCGUCUUGUCAAUCGGGGUCUCUGCUCUUUCACUGUGGCCCAACACUCGCAUUGUUUACUUCUCUUUGAUUAUUCUUGGCUUUGCCUACUAUACGUUCCUUGUAAUUGAAUUCCCCAAAUCCUUUAGUGUCGUCGGAGUGUUCGCGCUGGCCUUUUUGUGGUCCUUGCCAUUCGUGGGGUUGGUGCUCCCCUGGCUCUCGUGGCGAGAGCACUUCCGAGUUGUAUCCCGAGUUGAUGCCACAAGGAGACAAAUCAGCGACAUCCCAGGAUUAAAGGAAUAAUUCGCAUGUAUUUUAUUUACUUUAACUACUCUUG
Molecule: messenger RNA, 1410 nt
Organism: Syzygium oleosum
Lineage: Eukaryota; Viridiplantae; Streptophyta; Magnoliopsida; Myrtales; Myrtaceae
Product: ankyrin repeat-containing protein BDA1-like
Exons: 2
Coding region: 51-1376 (441 amino acids)
Molecular function (GO): protein binding
Source: RefSeq, a predicted model, not a curated record